AGGAAGUAGGAAACAGUAGCCUCCGCCGAAAGAACCAUAUCGGAUGGUUCCGUGUCUUUUUUUAUUUUAUCUUAUAUUAUCAUAAUUAUUGUGUCACUGUUAAGUCCUAACACAGUUUACAGUAUAUUAAGAGGAGAACAGCUGCGGCGUUGAUGUUUUGGACAUCUUUGGUCGACGAUUAUUAGCAUUAGCUGCUAGCGGUAAGCUACUGUCGAACACCGAACAAGAACAACCGCGACAGGUUCCAUUUCGGCUCCACGGUACGGCUGGCGUCGGCGUCCGGAGCCGCCCCAACGCCACCGGCAGCUUCGUCGUAGAAAUCGAGCUUUGGGCUACGAGCUUUCUGCCAAGACCAUGAGCUCCGAGGAGACCGCAGCGUCCAGCAAAGCCUCCCCGCCGGAGGACGAUGGCAUGACCUGGUGGUACCGGUGGCUGUGUAAAAUAGCCGGUGUGCUGGGAGGAAUAUCGUGUGCCAUCGCAGGGGUGUGGAACUGUGUCACUGUGAACCCUUUAAACAUCGCCGCUGGAGUGUGGAUGGUGUUGAACGCCUUCGUGUUGUUCCUGUGCGAGGUGCCCUUCUGCUGCCAAUUCAUCGAGUUCGCCAACGCCGUGGCGGCCCGCGCCGAUCGCUUCCGAGCCUGGCAGAAGUCCUUCUUCUACUGCGGGAUGGCGCUUUUUCCCAUAUUGUUGAGUUUCUCCUUCACCACGCUGUUCGGGAACGCCAUCGCCUUCGCCACCGGGGUCCUGUACGGCCUGGCGUCUUUAGGCAAAAAGGGGGACGCGGUCACGUACGCCCGGCUGCAGCAUCACAAGCAGGCCGACGAGGAGAGGAUGAGCGGCCCCGCCGAGUGAGACCCCGCCGCCUUCUUCCCGUCCUCGUUCCUCAACGCUGUCGACGCUCUCCAGGUGUCCUGCUUAAUUUAUUUAUUUAUUCUCUUGUGGGACUUCAUGUAAGUUGUGUGAACGUGUGUAAUUUAAAAAAAUAUUCCUUUUACGGUCUGCAUUUUUGUUUUGUUUUGUUUUUGCUGCUUGCUUGUUGCGCGUGAAGCCUUGGACUCCAAACUAGGGCGUCCAUUUUGUGAUCGCUCCCUUCCAGGACCUUAACCGUCUUAUUGAUUGUAUUAUGUGCUUAUAUGACUUGAGAUUUAUUUUUGGUUUAUUCCCCCUUAAAAAAGCCUGAGCCUUUGCCUUUCCUGAUCCACACCUUGGAAUGUAUUUUUUAAGUAAAAAAUGAAUAAUAAAAAUGGUUUUAUUUUUGCUAUAUUACUGUAGUCCAUUACAACUUAUGCUCACUGGCAGUUUUAGCAGAACGAAAAAUGAGUAGCAAUUGACCCAAUUUCCUCUUAUAGUGGCCAGGGGACAUUUCUUGACUCGUGUAUAGAGAGUACCAAACGCCUGUUUCGGAGUGACAUCGAUGAAUCGACUAAUUGGUUAGAAAUUCAUUUUGCAUUAAUAGCCACAAUAACGUGCAUAUGAGGAGAAGGUGUUAUUUUUGUCCACCUGGGGUUGCCAUUAUCAGUCUAGUGUAGUAUCUGUGAUUUUGUGUGUGAAUGGCUUUAAAAGGCGGGGCCCGGCCCGGUGAGCGCCGUGGGCGUCAGCCAAUGUGUGUGGAGAGUUUGCUGGCUGUUGUGUGACUUGUGGCCAUUGGAAGCUCCUGUAUGAGUGUACUUAUUGUUACACAUUUCUUGAUUAUUCACAUUUGUCCAUUGAACUGAGUCUUCACACGGCCGUCGCGGCUUUUUGCGCAUUCGGGUGACGAGGCACGUGGUGACAGCAGCCGCUCUACCUGCACGCUGUUAUGCCUGCGAUCAUACGGCGAACCCUCGUUUAUUGCCGAGAUGUUCCAUUCCUAUCCCAAUAGGUCAAAAUUUGCUUUGCUGUAAAACAGAAAAACAUUUAUUUGGGUGGGGCAGGUGCCACUAUUUGAGGAAAUACACUAUUCAACAACCUGUUACUGACCUCUUUCAAAAUCCAGUCAAGAUUCAAUUAAAAAGGGACUAUUAAUUGGUUGAUUGUGGUUUUUUUUUUUUUUUUUUUUUGGGCAAUGUGCUAUUUGUAUUGUUUGUUGUUGUCCCGAAUAUUAACGAAAGUUUGGGAGAAAAUGUUUACAACGUAUUUGCAGUUUGAUCAGCUGAACGGCUCUCAGGUACGCGAGCACUCGUAAACACACACACACAGCCAUUGUUAAGCCAUGUUAACUACAGUUGUAACAAGGUCACGAGAGAGCUUUUUUGUUGUCGUUUUGGAAUCUUGCCGUGUGGGUGUUUUGUGCGCUGUGACAUGAAUGCUCUUAUCGAUCAAUUAAACAAACCUGCGACUCUA
Molecule: messenger RNA, 2322 nt
Organism: Phycodurus eques (leafy seadragon)
Lineage: Eukaryota; Metazoa; Chordata; Actinopteri; Syngnathiformes; Syngnathidae
Gene: cacfd1
Product: calcium channel flower domain containing 1
Exons: 5
Coding region: 355-852 (165 amino acids)
Biological process (GO): vesicle-mediated transport
Cellular component (GO): membrane
Source: RefSeq, a predicted model, not a curated record